This is a messenger RNA of Bemisia tabaci, 554 nucleotides long. NCBI's taxonomy places the organism in Eukaryota, Metazoa, Arthropoda, Insecta, Hemiptera, Aleyrodidae. The record is from RefSeq and is a predicted model, not a curated record.
CUUUUAUUCCUUCCCUUACAGCCAUUCACGAGUACCUUGAUUUAUCUGUAGACAUAAGUCUUCAGGAUCACAGUUCUGAUAAGUGCCUUGUUUGUUGUGACAAAAUCAAUUCCAUGAAUAGUCCUAAGAAAGAAACCAAAGUCAAAAGUGAACCAGGAUUAAGUGGUCCAUCUAGUUCGAAUAGUUCAAGUGAUCUCUUUGGAAAAAUUGGUGCUGCAAUGAAACAAGCUUCCUCUGAAAUGAAAGGCAAACUCUUAGACUACAUAGUCAAUCCAACAGGAGAAUCUAAGAGCGAAAAUAGUGAAAAGAGUUUUUCCGGACCAAACAAGCAUGGGAAACCGUAUCGAAAUUUGGCUCCUGUUUUUAGCAUCGAUGAUGAAGAUGACCCUACUGACGGAGGAAGCAUCGACUUGGAACAGACUCAGGAUUACGUAUCUUUGACGGAGUGGAAGAGAAAACCAGAUGUAAUAGCUUACUACAGAUGUAGGUCACUGAAACCAAAUGAAAGUCAAAAAAAAUAUGUUGAUAUGUAUGGCUGGUAAGUUCUAAUUCUU